AUGGAUCUAGGCGCCUGCCCAAAGUCGCACACGGACAGACUCAAGACCGAAUUUCUUGCUGCAAAGGAGAAGAACCCCAACGACCCGCGCUUUGAGCAGUUCCAACGCGAAUACGAAAGCAACAUCUUUGCGUUUGUGGAUGAAUGCGACAGAAGGAUAAAGACGGCUCACAGGAGACUCGAGAAAACGCCAGAAGAGAAUGCAAAGACGACCAACCUGAUGCGUGAAAUUGGAGAAAUCGAACUGGCUAUUCAAGGAGAGCAGGGCAAGGUCGAGGAGAGUAUGAAAGAACUAGCGGCCGUAGAAGCUCUCAAGGCAGAGAAGGCUGAUAAAGAGCGAGAACUCCAAAAUCUUACAGAGACGUCCGGCGCGUCUGGUCAUCAAAAGCUUCGUGUCUGCGAUGUCUGUGGGGCAUACUUGAGCGUCCUCGACAGCGAUCGGCGCCUUGCAGAUCAUUUCGGUGGCAAGCUACGACGAAUGUUGCAACAAUUCCGAGAUGAAAAGGAAAAGCGCCGCAACGCGCCACCACCCCCUAGUUUCAGUCAAUCGGGGUCUGGUCCAUCCCACUCUGGUCCUCCGCCUCCAUCGUUUGCUCCUGCGGGUGGAGUACCAACAGGACCUUCUGGCUCACGUAGCGGUGAUAGAGACAGGGAUCAUCGCCCACGGACGACUACCACCGGAGCGACAGAGACUAUCAUCGCAGCAGCGAUCAUAGAAGCGACCGUGACCGCGAUAGAGACCGGCCCAGACACGAAUCGAGUCGUUACGACGACAGAAGACGGGACAGAUCCCGCUCGCCGCGACGUAACAGAUAAUUCUUGUCCGAUACUGGUGAUGUACGUAAAUUUUCAUCUCAAUCCUGAACAUUCAGCAUGUACGCUAUAA
Molecule: messenger RNA, 885 nt
Organism: Serendipita indica DSM 11827
Lineage: Eukaryota; Fungi; Basidiomycota; Agaricomycetes; Sebacinales; Serendipitaceae
Source: the annotation of a GenBank genome assembly